AGGUGUUGGUGUUUACCCUCGUGACGUCACUUCCCCCACGCCCGGCCACCCAAAGCUUCCCCCAGCACUCGCCCUUCUCCCGUGUUACCAUUGAUUUUACUCCACACAGCACGCUGCAGCAUGGACCCCACGCGGAGGCACUUCAUUAACCAGCUGCCGGACUACACUGGCGGGGAUGUCACCGUGAAAAACCCUGAGCUGCUGACGAGGCGUGUGCUGGACUACGUGAAGGACAUCAGCACCAAAUGGGACAAGAAGGCAAGGAACUGUGAUGGAGGACUGUAUGUUGGGCUGACGGGAGCUGCCUACACCUUUGUGCGGCUGGCAGGUGUGUCCCAGUUGGCUCCAGAGAGGGAUCGCCUGCUGGAGCUGGCCAGGGACCUCCUUCCAGUCAUCAAUCACCACCUCAGCAACCACAGGCUUGAGGUAGCUGCCUUCAUUCUAGGAAAUGCCGGCACAUAUGCUGUCAGUGCUGUUGUCAGCAAAGAGCUUGGCAACAUGGAGGAGAGCAAAGCCUAUCUGAACAAGUUCACUGCCCUGGCCCCGAUACUGAUACCUGUGGACUGGCUCUCAUGUGGUGGUGAUGAGUUCCUGGUGGGGCGGGCAGGCUACCUUGCAGGUGUUCUCUGGCUCAGAACCAAGUUGGGUGGAAAGGAAAUGCCGGCACAUAUGCUGUCAGUGCUGUUGUCAGCAAAGAGCUUGAUUCUUGAGGAUGAGCAUCUAUUUGCUAUCCUAGACAGCAUGGUGGAGUCCGGCCGGAGGUACUCCAAGGCUCACAACAGUUGUGUGCCCCUCAUGUACCAGUACUAUGAAACUGAGUAUUUGGGGGCAGCACACGGGGUAUCGGGCAUCCUGACCAUGUUGCUGUGUUUUCCAGAAUGGCUUUCCAAACGUCCAGAGUCCAAACUGUUAAUUAAGAAGGCUCUGGAUGCUCUUGUAGCCUUGCAGCAGCCCAAUGGCAACUUUCCAGCAUCUAUGGAUGAGGUCGGGGUGAGCAGAGGCCGGAGAAGGGAUGAGCUGGUCCACUGGUGUCAUGGGGCCCCAGGGUUUGUGUAUAUGCUGGCCAAGGGUUACAUGGUUUUUGAAGACAAGAAGUACCUAGACUCUGCUUUGAGGUGUGGAGAAGUUUCUUGGGAGAAAGGCUUGUUGACUAAAGGACCAGGGAUCUGCCAUGGUGUGGCUGGCUCUGGGUAUGUGUUCCUCAUCCUCUACAGACUGACUCAAGACCCUAAACAUUUGCACCGAGCCAUUCAGUUUUACCACUUCAUCAACACUGAGGAGUUCAAACAGGCACGCACCCCUGACAACCCUUACAGCCUGUAUGAGGGUGUAGGAGGCACUGUUUGCUUUGUUGCUGAUCUCCUCAAUCCUUUGCAGGCAUCUUUCCCUCUUUUCGAUAUCUUUUAAUACUUCAUUGCACUCUGAUGAAUUGGAUCUUACGUAUGACAGCAAAAGUGACAUUUUUUUUACUUGUCCAUUUGUGUAUCCCGCUUCUCUCUUGUUUAAGAAAAAUGUGUUUUGUGUAGUCUUUUAGUUCAGACAUAUCAUAAGAUUUAAGCCACAAGUCAGCUGCUCCUGCAUGAGUGAGUAUUGGCUGUAUCUUACAGUAAUAUAAUUCAUCUAUGUCAUUGCCACACAUUACUCUGCCUUCCAUGACUGCCUCUAACUUGUGAUGGGAGUUAUUGGUGGGAUGUUAAUUUGCUUCUUAUGGUCAGUUGGCAAUGAGAUUUGUACUGAAUGUAGUUAGUUAAGGUGGGAUACCACUGUAGGUGCAGGAUAUCAUACCAGAACUACUACAAUUAUAUUUUGGGAAAAAGUGGAGCUAGUCCAUUUCCUUCAGUGACCUGUUGUUCUUUCAUUCUUGAAUGUUCUUCAUGGUUGAUGGAUUGAAUUAUAGUAUUUAUGCACCAUAAUGCUGUCAUAUGGUGUCACCAUUCUUUAAAAUUUAUUCAUACAUUUAUUCACUUUAGCACCAGGUUAUAAACACCACCUUAAUCCUAUGAUUCAUUCUGACUUCAGGUUUACACUUGGCAUUGUAUUUAUGAACUUGCUCCUUAACAUUGAUUAAGAGGUGAGGUUUUUGUUGCAUUGUGUUGUACUCUGCUGCCAAUGAAUUGUAUAGAUCUAGUGAAAGCCAAGUACAAAGUUUCAACAAUUCCAAAAUAUGCUAGUCAAUUGUGAACAAGAUCUCAGAUUCAUAGAAUGCAGAAUUGAACACUACUUUAUUUUUCUAUUUUCAGUCUGCUUCUGCACAUAAUUAUCUUAUACAUUCAUCUCAAGUAUACAUUUGUCAUAUUGGAGUUCCAAGUUCUAAAUACACUAUUCGUCUGUGUAACACUUCAGAUUGCUCACUCUUCCUAGUUUGCUUGCACCUACUCAUUUUUGUUUAUCCCACUAAUAGAUCCUCCUAUUUCUCAAUUCCAAGGUAACAUUAUUUUCUUUUACUUCCACUAUGACUUAUGCAGUAAUUUUUUCCCUCCCUCUCUAUCCAUUCAGUGUUGCCUUUGCAUUUUCUACUGUCUUGCUCCCUUAACUUCACUUCAAUAAGGAAUAGGAGUGUUUCAUCAAUGUCUAUUGAACUGACUCUGAAAUACAGGAGCUAGCAGUUUCAAACUCUAUGGUCUAAGGAUGUUUCCCUUAUUCUGCUUAAACCCCUACCUUGCAUUGAGGGUCAGUGGGUCGUGAUAUUAGAUGUACUAAAAGAUGUACUUAUACGUACUCUAAAUACAUGUCAAGUUGUAGUAUUAAGAAUUUUCAUGAUUCCCACAAUGCCUUUUGUGUCAAACUGAUUAAAAAAUUGUCUUUUGAAGAGAAUUUGACUAAUAAACAGGACAUGCAAUAAAAGUCUUUUCAUCAGGUAUGGAUAAUCUAUUUUCUCCAACACAAUUGAAAUGCUUUGAAAAAAAAAAAAAUCUGGCAAGGAAAAAGUCAAAAUAAAAAAGGCUUACAUAACAUUUCAUACUUUCACAAACAAUUGUACACAAAUUCCUGGUAAAUGAGCUACAUAGCAUGAUGGUGGGGGAAGCUGUCAAGUGCCCCAUGCCCAUGGGUUCUGCACCCAAUAAACUGACUGACAAAAACACUGCAUUCCUGCAGUGUAAAGAUAUUAUCAAACAAUAAAAACUUGAAAAAAAAAUAAAAAUAAAUAAAAAUAAAAAGACAAUAA
Molecule: messenger RNA, 3166 nt
Organism: Portunus trituberculatus (swimming crab)
Lineage: Eukaryota; Metazoa; Arthropoda; Malacostraca; Decapoda; Portunidae
Product: lanC-like protein 3 homolog
Exons: 8
Coding region: 121-1407 (428 amino acids)
Biological process (GO): peptide modification; carbohydrate metabolic process
Cellular component (GO): plasma membrane
Source: RefSeq, a predicted model, not a curated record